AGUUCGCAUCCGGUUCGUGCGUCGACUGAGAUACAAAAAGGAGAAAGCGAAAAAUCUUACCAGGAGCCGAAAGACGGAGAAAUGAAAUAAUUUUUUAGUUAUUCUUUUUACGUAUUCGUUUAUAUGUUGUUCAAAUCAUGAAUUUAAGCCACUGAUGUUUUUAUAAUAGUAUUCGCAGAGCAAUUUUAAAUAGUUGGAUCCAUUUUAUUUAUCGGGAUUAAGUGCAGUUUUAAUUAGGAUUGAAUGUACUCAGGUCUCGCUUUAGCGCAUGUGUUAAAGAUCGUCUGCGCGUAAGUGUGUUUAUAUUUUAUCGGUAGCGGUAACUGUGUGUUUGUGGGGUUGGUGAUGGCCACAUCGGCCCUGUACGCCUGCACCAAGUGUAACCAGCGGUUCCCGUUUGAGGAGUUGUCGCAGGGCCAGCAGCUCUGCAAGGAGUGUCGGAUCGCACACCCUAUAGUGAAAUGCACCUACUGCAGGUCAGAGUUUCAGCAGGAGAGCAAAACCAACACUAUCUGUAAGAAAUGUGCACAGAAUGUUAAACUUUUCGGGACGCCGAAGCCAUGUCAGUACUGUAACAUUAUUGCUGCAUUCAUUGGGACCAAAUGUCAGCGCUGCACCAACUCUGAGAAGAAGUACGGCCCUCCACAGACCUGCGAACAGUGCAAGCAGCAGUGUGCCUUCGACAGGAAGGACGAGGGAAGGAGAAAGAAGAAAGAAACUCCUACAGUUUUGGAACAACUUGAGGGUGGAUGGGAAGCUCUUGUGUUGGCUCUGCACACUCUCAUAUCGCCGUGUUCUACAAAAAACGAAAGAGCAGCGGAAAGGCCUUGGCUCUUCCCACUCUAACUCCUCUUCCCUCAGUGAGAAAGAACAUCAGAGACACCACCAUCAUCAUCAUCAUCAGCACCACAGACAUGGAAGUUCGCAUCACAAAAUAAGUGGUAAUUUAAGUCCAGAGCAGGAUCAGGGACUGUGGAAGCAGAGCAUUCAAAAGGAAACGCCAAAGAAAAAACCCAAACUAGAGACAAAGCCAUCCAAUGGAGACAGUAGUUCAAUCACUCAGUCGAUGGAUUCUGGAGGCACGGAUAACUUCAUCCUGAUCAGUCAACUGAAAGAGGAAGUGAUGUCAUUGAAGCGCAUGCUCCAGCAGAGAGACCAGACCAUCCUUGAGAAAGACAGGAAGCUGACGGAGCUGAAGGCAGACUUUCAGUAUCAGGAGUCAAAUAUGCGGGUGAAGAUGAACAACAUGGAGAAAGCGCACAAAGAGGCCAUGGAACAGCAACAGACAAAGAACAGAGAAUUGAUGAAACAAGUUGCUGCACUCUCAAAAGGCAAGAAGUUUGACCGCAGCAGCAGCUCACUGCUGUUACCAUAGCAAUGACCUCACGCCAUAACAAUGACCCCUUGCCCCGUUGUGUCAUUACUGUGAGGAAGCUUCACCCUCUAUUGCUCACAGAUUCUCUGUGUUGUGUUUUAUUAUUCUGACGAUGUCACAUAUGCAAAAAUGUCAAAUUAUUAUUAUAAUUGUUUUAUUUCCUUUGGCUAUUCUCAGCGGUUUUAGUAAUCACAUGCAUUUACAAAACGGGAAUAACUGUAUAGAGCCAUUACAGGAGCCCUGGCUGAACCCAGCCUCAGAUCUCAUAUGCAAAACAUUUCAGAACUUCUGAAAAAAGACUGAAAGGAAGCAAAAGAGCUGCCAACAAAUAUGUAUGGAAAUGUUAUGAAUUGAACGUGUCAGAUAUGCUGAACGGUUUUUAUAGAUGCUAAAUUCAUCUUUCUCUCUCUCUCUCGCUCUCUCUCACACUCAUGGAAAGACUGUAUCACUGCAUGUCUUACUGCCUGGUCAAGUGUGUGGUUUUGUAUAUUAACUGAUUUCUCUGUUUUGUUUGGCUUUGUAUUAGUGAUAAUCCAGAGGUGAAUUUCGCAGGCCUGUAUGAGACACUGCUGUUUUAGUGAGUGAGGGCUCUCUUACGUCUCCCCACCCCACCAUGCAUUCUCGUAUUUUUACUGUCAGACACUUUUGUACUUUUUGGUUUCUUCAACACGGACGUUUCAGGAAUAUUAAAGCUAGUAAAAACCUCA
Molecule: messenger RNA, 2082 nt
Organism: Cyprinus carpio (common carp)
Lineage: Eukaryota; Metazoa; Chordata; Actinopteri; Cypriniformes; Cyprinidae
Product: protein FAM76B-like
Source: RefSeq, a predicted model, not a curated record